Marchantia polymorpha subsp. ruderalis is the source of this 3001-nucleotide messenger RNA. NCBI's taxonomy places the organism in Eukaryota, Viridiplantae, Streptophyta, Marchantiopsida, Marchantiales, Marchantiaceae. The record is from the annotation of a GenBank genome assembly.
CUCGGCGAGGAGGAGGAGGAGGAGGAGCGGACCCUGGAUUCAAAUUGGGCCGAAAUGAAUCCGGAAACGGCUCCAGGCGCAACAAUUUGCCGUGGUCGGAAGGCAAGAAUCGGCCCGACGAACGCUCGGCGUCUCGUGCACCUCCUCGUCUUUUCGAUGUCGCUGCAACGGGCAAAUCAUUCCAAGUCAGACAGAUUGCCUUAUAAAAUGCCUCGCUCCUACUUCCACCUCGCACGCACUCCUCUCCUUUCCGGAAAUUCUCCGCUGAAUUUUCACUCGCUGCUGAGAAACUCUCCUCCAUUUUUGCACUCAAUUCUACGUCAUAAAUCGUCCGUAAUUACUUCACUCGAUCCGUUGAUGCUUUCCUCGGCUUUGGGAGCACAGCCAUGGCCAUCAUUCGAGAGAAUUGCGUGCGAGAUCGAGGGCUGAUUCUAGCUCUGGUUGUUAUGAACCUGUGUCUUGCAUCUGUUCACGUUAUCGGUCAAACAGAUAUUCCCACAACAACGGAUCCGCUUCUCUCCUUCGGAUUUUACGCUACGAGCUGUCCACGAGCUGAGCGCAUUGUCCGAGAUGCCAUGCACGAGUAUUAUCUAAAUGAUCCCAGACAUGCUCCGGCUAUACUGAGAUUGUUUUUCCACGACUGCUUUGUGCAGGGAUGUGACGCAUCUGUUCUGCUAGAUACAGCAGACCCGAAGGAGCCGGCAGAGAAGGAGGCGGCGCCCAACUUACAUUCUCUACGCGGCUUCGAGCUCAUCGAUGAUAUCAAAAGUAGAAUCGAGGCUAUUUGUCCGCGAGUUGUGUCGUGCGCAGAUAUUAUCGCUCUUGCAGCGAGGGAAUCCGUCCUUCUGACUAGGGGCCCAAGGUUUGCAAUGCUCACAGGGCGAAGAGACGCCAGAACUUCCUCAGCAGCCAGGGCGCAACGCGAUAUUCCUCUGCCAGAUGCUGACUACGAUACCAUCACCAAAUCCUUCAGAUCCAGGGGUUUAAACGAAGUUGAUGUCGCUGCACUUCUAGGAGCACAUACGAUAGGACGCUCGCAAUGCAAGUUCGUCAGGAACAGGAACGUGGAAAGCACAACCUGCUCAAAUCAUGGAAAUCAUACGACGGACCUGGACAUCGGAAGCGGGGGAAUUUUCGACAAUCAUUUCUUCGUCAACUUACGCCGAGGACGCGGCAUUUUGACGGUGGACGACGCUCUGAUGUCUCGGUUGAAUUCUUACUUGCGAGUCACCGCUUUCGCGUACGACAACGAGCUUUUCUUCGACCAAUUCGUCUCGUCUCUUCUCAAAAUGUCCAGCAUCGGCGUCCUCACGGGAGUGGACGGAGAAAUUCGCCAAAAUUGUAGCGUUGUGAACGGUCCGGGACCUCUUAACCCGUUCAACGACGAAGUCGUCACUCCUCGACAUCAUCCUCCUCGUCAUCCAAAGAAGCCAGUGGUCAUAUCUGGACGUGCAACCGGAUCCCAGUCAUGACCGUAUCGGAAUGGUCACUCGAAGCGUGCAGUAUGCGCAACGACAUCCUAAGGUGUCUUCGCCUUCAAGCAGAUCAGCUGUUUCUUAUGUAGCUUAUUUUUCAUAAUUGGGGCUCCGCGGCUUUGACAUAUGAUUCUGGGAUAGUGAUGGGUUCCAGAAUUGUAGAUUUCAGUGGCGACUGGACAGGAACUUUGUCUACCUCUUGAACUCGAGCCUAGAGCCGUAUUUCUUUCUUCGGUGUUGUCCUGGACGGUACAGCGCACGAGAUCAAAGAAGGAUGCAAUUGACUGAAUAUUAUUUCAUCUUUCCAAAACGAAUGCUAAACACAAAUCCGUUUCUUGAUAUCGGGCACCUUUCGGCGCCGUCUCAUGAACCGUGUUAAACUUUCCUCCGAAGAGACUUUCUUGAUUUUCAUGCCGUCGUCGUCUUGUGACUCUCAUUGGGUUGAUUCUUCUCAUGCCCUGCAGACAAGAAGUCAUGUCGAAGCGCGGCGGGGGGAGCGUGUUUUGUUGGCAGGAGGAGAAAAGCAUUAAAUUAGGACACCGCCGCCCUUCCAGCAACUUUAUCCUCCACCACAAGAAACUGAUCGCCACCCCGCCCCGCCCAGCCCAGCCCAGCGCCCGAGUCAUCAGCGAGCGGAACGAGCUCGUGAAUACAUCGUGCAACCGAUCGCCGAUCGAGUGGAGGAAUGUCGCGGGAGGAAUCUAUCCAAGUCCCCACGAGGCACGCAGGGAACUGACGCCGACUCCGCAAGACAGGAAAUCGGACGACGACCAAUUGACGCGAGCUCGUGUGGAGGAGAGAUUUCGAAGGCGGAUGCGAGCCGAGUCGCCAUGGACAGGCAACACAUGGCCAGUUCGCAAAGCCCCGAGCGCGCGACGCCAUGACCACCACAAGAUCAUUGGUGGCACGAAGCCCCGCAGCCCCCUCGUUCUUGGACCUACUUAAAGCACUUUUUUGGACCCGAGCCUGUAGAUCGAUCCAUCCAUGGAUCGGACUUUGGAAUCUUCUUGUGCCUUGGGUAGAUUCCGACGGUUCGAUCGAGUUGAGGCGAUCGGGAGAGGAGCUUUCUCGCAUCGCCGUCGAUCACACGUCACAUAAUCUGGUCCACGUAUUUGAGGACUCAAACUGUACGCCGUACUCAUUUUGAAUACGGAGUAGAGGGUACGUCGUGAUUAAUCUUUGUCACGCAGCUCACAAAAUGAUUGCCCUUUGUGAGUAAAUAAAACUGCAAUUAAAAUGCCACCUACUCGGAGAAUGUGAAUUAUCGAUUACUUCACUCCCGUCAUUGUAGUGACAUUGGGCGCUUGUGAUUCUACUUAGGUACAUCGUUUGAGUGUAUGUGAAUGAUGUGUGAGUAUGUAGGUAGCAACUAGAGGUCUUCCACCAAUCAGAGAAUAGCGUAUAGUAGGGUGAGGGCUGAUUAGCCCUAAGUGAGGGAUAACUAGCCCCUCACUUCCUAUCAAAUUAUUCUCCACCAUAUACUCGAGCAGAUAUACUAAGUGUACUCCCUUGUACCAAAAGUUUCU